This is a messenger RNA of Didymosphaeria variabile, 1005 nucleotides long. RefSeq lists its product as uncharacterized. The transcript has 2 exons. NCBI's taxonomy places the organism in Eukaryota, Fungi, Ascomycota, Dothideomycetes, Pleosporales, Didymosphaeriaceae. Bases 1 to 1005 code for a protein of 334 amino acids. Gene Ontology annotation, biological process: ribosomal small subunit assembly; rRNA processing. The record is from RefSeq and is a predicted model, not a curated record. Gene Ontology annotation, cellular component: CURI complex; UTP-C complex.
AUGACCUCUCCCUUACCCAAGAUUCGCAAAAGCGCGCCAACCUCGGUUGCAGAAUUCUCCAUCCUCCCGCUCACGCUCCCCACAUAUCCCGGCCUCCCAUCCUCAUGCACCGAUGCGAAGCAUUACCUCUACGUCAAGGCGCACGCACCCGCCAUAUGCACCGAAUCCACCGCACGCUCGCUCUUCCUCGCAAAUGUCCCGAUCGACGCCUCAGAAGCGAAUCUGCGCGCCCUCUUCGCGGAGCAGCUGGGUGGUGCACGAGUCGAAAGUGUAGAGUUCGAUGCCAGCGUUCCGGCGGAAGUUUCGCAUAAGCAUUUUAAGGUGAAGGAAGUGGAAGAAAAGGAUGGGAAGAAAGAUGCGAGACCUGAUAGGGGGACGAAAAGGAAGAGAGAGGAGGGGAAGGGGAGGGCGAUGGUUGCAGAAGGCGUGAUAGCGGAUGGAGAGAGUGCGCUGCCGCGGAUAUGGAGCAGCGCGGCGCGAAAGAGCGGAUCGGGCGCUGUGGUUGUUUUUCUGGACAAGGCGAGUAUGCGAGGCGCGCUGAAAGAGGUACAGAAGGUCGUAAAGGACCACGCAGCAAUACACUGGAAGGGCGGCGAGGCGCUGGGCGUUGAACGCUACAGAUCCCACCUCUCUCUCCUCCAUCCACCACCUACCCUGCUCUCCUCCACCACAAACGCCUACCUCACUCAAUUCGACGCCGCCGCCUCCCAACGCAACCGCGCCCUUGCACACCUCCGCUCCGUCCCCGACGAAGACGGCUUCGUCACCGUGACCCGGGGCGGCGGGCGCAGCGCCCCGGCUGCCAGGCUCGAGAUCGCGCAGCAGAAACAGUCUGAGCUGGAGGACAGGAAAAGGAAAAAGGGUAGUCUGGACGGCUUCUAUAGGUUCCAGAACAGAGAGAAGAGGAAGGAGGAGGAGGGGAGGUUGAGAAAGCAGUUUGAGAAGGAUAGGAGGAGGGUGCAGGAGAUGAGGGAGAGGAGGGGCAAGCUUAGGCUGGAGAGCUAA